Messenger RNA from Zingiber officinale, 893 nucleotides. Its product is annotated as calmodulin-binding protein 25-like. Gene Ontology annotation, biological process: response to osmotic stress. The coding region runs from base 33 to 527 and encodes 164 amino acids. The transcript has a single exon. Lineage: Eukaryota; Viridiplantae; Streptophyta; Magnoliopsida; Zingiberales; Zingiberaceae. Gene Ontology annotation, molecular function: calmodulin binding. Gene Ontology annotation, cellular component: nucleus. The record is from RefSeq and is a predicted model, not a curated record.
UCUCCUUCUACUCGAGUUAUUGGACCAAAGCCAUGGCGGAGGAUCGCCUCCCAUCUAUCAACGCCUGCAUCGAGAACGACGCCCUCGCCGGCGCAGCAGGGUUGCCCCUCCUCUCCGGCCCAUCCUCCUCCGUCGCCUUCUCCCCGCUCGGUUUCCUCUCCUCCUCCCCCUUCCUUCUCCCGCUCCCCCUCGCUGGCAGCCCGCCGCUCCGCCUCCGUGACCCUCCCUCCCUGCGGAUCGGGAAGAAGCGCAAGCCGCGGGCGUGCAAGCGCUGGCCGACCGCUUACAUCGCCGCCGACCCGGCCAACUUCCGCCAGAUGGUCCAGCAGGUGACCGGAGUUGAUGCCCACGGCGGUGCGGAGGGGUCUCGGGCCCAGGAUCCGCAGCUUCCCGCCGUCCAGGGGGGCGGCUUCGUUCCGACGCUGGACGUGCCGGCGUGCUUGCUGAACCGGCUCGAGCAGGAUACUGCGACUGGACCGGCCGAUUACGGCUGGGUUUUCUCGGACUUGGACCCGGUCCUCAUCUGAGACCCGAAUCCGCUUUGGGUAUUUUAUCGAACAUUUGAUGGGCAUCGAACGGUUCUGAGUAAUUUUAGUAUUACAAGAGUAGCCGUGCAGUUUGUAUGCCAGCUGUGUGAAUGAAUUUUCAAAAGAAAAAGAAAACACAUAUACACAAAAAAAAAAAAAAAAGAAAUAGUGAUGAGAAUAAAAAAGCGAAAUGAAUAAUUUUAAAAUAAAAUCUGUAAUAAACUCGUAAUGUAAUUCCAUGUUUGAAAUUAGCGUUGUCGGGUCCAGUUCCGAUCGGAUGGAAAUAAAUAUCUUUUAUAAAAAACCCCAAACGAUUCGAAUCUAAACUUAGCUCAAGAUCCGAAAUUCGAACUCGCAUAAUUCAAC